Morchella importuna is the source of this 1005-nucleotide messenger RNA. RefSeq lists its product as uncharacterized. The coding region runs from base 1 to 1005 and encodes 334 amino acids. NCBI's taxonomy places the organism in Eukaryota, Fungi, Ascomycota, Pezizomycetes, Pezizales, Morchellaceae. The transcript is spliced from 4 exons. The record is from RefSeq and is a predicted model, not a curated record.
AUGGCUGCUGCACUAUACCAAACAUACACGGAGAUGCUCCCUCCGACACCAGAGCUCACAGAGAAGUCGCUGCCAGACCUCUCAGGCAAGGUCUAUAUUGUCACCGGCGGCGCUUCAGGCGUGGGAUUCGAGCUCUGCAAGAUCCUCUAUUUCAAAAACUCAACCGUCUAUAUCGCUGGCCGUAGCGCCACUAAUGGAGAGACCGCAAUCGAGGCAAUCAAGAAGGAGCACCCAACAUCAACGGGCACGCUUAAGUUUCUGCAAAUCGAUUUGUCGGAUCUGGCCACGGUGAAGCCUGCGGCGGAGGAGUUCAUGCGCCAGGAGAGCAGGCUGGAUGUGCUCUGGCAUAAUGCGGGGAUCAUGUUACCACCGGAUGGAACCGUCGAUAAACAUGGGCAUGAGAUACAGAUGGGAACAAAUGUGAUCGCUCCAUGGCUGUUCCAGUCGUUCCUUACACCGCUCAUGGUGAAGACGGCGGCGCUUCCAGAGACACCGAAGAACAGUGUCCGUGUGCUUUGGGUUGGCUCGCUCGCGAACAACAGCUCACCGUACCCUGGGGGCAUUAACUGGGAUGACAUCAACUUUGAGAAGCCACUACCGGGGCUCAAAUCCAUGAUAGUACCACUAGAAGGGAGGAUUCUCAAGUACGGCCAGAGCAAAGCCGCGAACAUCAUCAUGGCCGCGGAGCUGGCAAAGAGGUUGCAGGGAACGGGUGUUUUGUCUCUUUCCCUUAAUCCCGGAAACCUGAAGUCGAAGCUAGAUCGUACCUCACCAUGGAUAAUACAGGUCUUCCUUCAUACAGUUAUCUCGUAUCCGGCCUAUUACGGGGGUUUGACGGAAUUGUGGGCGGGGCUGUCGCCGAAAGUCACGGAGGAGAAUAAUGGCGCGUAUGUCAUCCCAUGGGGAAGGUUUGGGGCGCCGAGAGCGGAUAUCACAAAGGGAUUGGAAGAGAACGGAAAAAAGCUGUGGGAGUACUGUGAGGGCGAGUGCAAGGAUUACAUGUGA